CUUAUAAGGAUAAUAACAACGGCCGCCAUAUUUGAAUUUAGUAAAAGAAGAUAACUGCAUUAAUUUGAAGUUUGGAGCAUUUUUUUUAUCAAAUAGCACUAGAUAGGUGUUUUAGAAAUUGAUGCAGUAGUGAUGGCAUCAAGUUUGGUAAGUUGCAUGCAGGACUAGGGUGAGAAAUAAUGGAGAGUUCGGAAAGAUGCAAAAGUGGUAGUUGUUGCCAUAUUUUCGAGACUUUCGUUAGGUUGCAAGAUUAAGAUCAUCCGAUUUUUCUAACUUGUCUAACGAUUACUUCGCAGGAAGAUCCAACGCUCGAAAGGCACUUUAAAGGCCACAGAGACACGGUGACAAGCGUGGAUUUUAAUCCAAACAUGAAACAGCUGGGUAAGCUAGCUAAGGGUUGUUACAUGUUAAUAUUGGGCAAGAUCUUGGAAUCUUAAUUAAGAUCGUAAAAGCAGUCGAUGAUUACUUCAGGUGCUCGUCAAUCUUGUACUACUCUCUUAGAUCAGGUGCAAGAUCUCGGAAUUUAAUGAUCAUAAAAAUAUGGCUCCAUGUUACUUGUUCACUACAGGAACACAGGAACAUGGCAACAUGGCUAACAGGGGCAUUAAAAUAGUCACUUGACGGUGCUCAGAAAUACCCGAUUAUUGUUGAGUUGCUCUGAGUUUUGAGAGUUUCCUGAGGAAUAGAUAAAAAAGUCAAAUUUUCCCCCAAUGUCUGUUCAAACAUGAUUCUUUUGACAUGAAUCAAGAGUUGAUUAAGAUAAUUAUAAUUUAUUCUAUGAUUUUUCACAUAAGUACUUUAUUAUCACGGGCAGUUACUGGUUCAAUGGAUUCAAGUCUAAUGAUCUGGCAUUUCAAACCUCAUAUGCGAGCAUACAGAUUUGUCGGACAUAAGGUUUGAUUAUUUAUUUUUUCAUCAUUUCUUUGUCUCUUCCCCUAUUUUAACCCUCUCACUCCUAGGAACUCAUCAGUAUUUGUCCUUAUUGUCUGCCAUGCACAGUUGCAUACCACAAUAUAUUUCCCAUAAUCGCUAUGCUGUAUUUCAAGCAAAAUCUACCUCAUAUAUAUUAAGGUAGGAGGGGGUUGUAAUAUUGCUAUCAUAUCAAGAGACACUUUCCUUUUGGCUACCAAAACUGCAAACCCCUGGUCACAAGUUAAAACAGUUUGUCAUAUUUUGAUAUAUGUAUGAUCACCUACAAAGUUUUAUUUGGCAUAUUUUGAUAUUUUUUUGGGAUGAAACAAAUUUGGGUAGCCUUCAAUCUGAUAGUGGUACUGUCAUUUCCAAUGGUCUAUAUGAAAUGUAGAUGAACUACAUUAUAAGAUUUUUGUGGUAAUUAAGAAAAGUCAGAAGAUAACCUGCUUUUCUAGAAAAUCAGCACCUUGAAAUGACAGAAAAUCAUGCAGAAGAGGUGCAAGAAUUUGUUGAUUCUACAUGGCUCUGUUAUUCUGAUAUUGCAAGAGGCUUUGACUUUAAUAAAAUGUUUCCUGUUGACUCUCUCUCAGGAUGCGGUACUUUCGGUAAAGUUUUCUCCAUCAGGGCAUCUGAUUGCAUCAGCAUCCAGGGACAAAACUGUGAGACUUUGGGUUCCUAGUGUGUAAGUGUUGUUGUAUUUGCUAUGCGUCAUUUAUAUUCUUGUAAUUCAGAGCAAUUUUAAGUUCCUCCUUGAGGGAACCUAUAAGUGUAUUGUGUGGAUGAGUUAUUUAUGGCUUGGAGUUGGAGCCAGUGAAAUCAGGAACAUGUUUAACUUCACACUAAAAUCUACUGAUCUGUGAAUAUUGGAACCCAAGAGUUGGAUAAUGUUUCUUAUAUUUUUCUGUUCUGUCUCUUUAAGAAAAGGAGAAAGCACAGUGUUUAAAGCUCAUACAGCGACGGUAAGGAGUGUGGAUUUUUCUGGUGAUGGACAAUCUCUUCUGACGGCAUCAGAUGAUAAAACAGUCAAGGUACUAAAAUGCAAUUAAUUAUGUACUACAAAUUGGUUUCAAGCUCUUUUAAAUGAAAAAAAAAGCAAAUAAAAACUUGUAUAACUUACUAGGAAUAUAAUUAAAAAUAAUUGUUAGUGAAAGAAAUAAACAGUUGUCACUAAAUCAUGGCAACUAAAAAGUGUUUUCAGUCUUAGGAAUCAGCUGUCCAUGAACUCUUUACACCUAAGAUCAGUGUGCACAUUCUCCAUACUGUUCUCUAUACAUUUCCUACAAUGCUGACAAGGAGAAUUCUUUUAACAAUCAAGAGCUUCUAUGGUUGGCAAUCAUUUCCUUUAUUCUCAUGACCAUAAUGUGUGAUUCAGGGGUGAUAUUGUAAGGAGAAAUUAGAUACUAAUCACUCUUGGGCAUCAAAGGGGUCAAAUAAGAGCCUGGCAUGCCAAAGUGCACUAAUCUGUAUUAUUUUAGUUUUUGCCGAAAGCCUUCCAUUCUGCUCUUUAGGCGUCACCUCUUAAAAUAUAUAUUCAUGAUCACUUAUUAAGUUUUAUUUGAUAUCUUGCAUCGCCUUUUCACAUUUCAAGUUAUCAUACUGAUAUUUGUUAUUGACAUGAUUAUUAUACUAUUGAGGAUAAUUAUUUUACCAUGAUUACUGCUUUAGGUGUGGACUGUCCAUCGUCAAAAGUUUCAAUUUUCUCUCAAUGCUCACAUGAACUGGGUUAGAUGUGCAAGGUAUACAUCAUUCACAGUUGAAAUAAGUCAUAAAUAAUACAUGAUUAUUAGUAUGAACGAUCAUCAGAUAAGGAAAUAUUUUGUACCUUAAUAUAUAUGUUCAGUGUCUGAUAUGAAAGGUCUUGAUUACAUAUUGUCAGCUGCUUGUUUGUGACAAAUAAUGCAUUUUUAAAGUCCCAGUGCAUUAACUAGAUGCUUUGGCAAGGAUUACGAAAUUAAUGAUUAGGAGUAUUAACUGCUGCAGAAGGAUCUGUAAUCUAUAAUUAAAGCACCUCUGCUCAACUGAAGAGUAGAACAAAACAACUGAAGGAAUUUUGGGGAUGUCUACUUUAGUGUAGAAUAAAAGUAUGUUUAGUGGGCAAUUUUAGAUGCCCAAAUUUUUUUAAUAGUUGUUCCUCUUGACUGUGAAUGUUUACAGUUCAGUAUUUUUGUAGGUUUUCUCCUGAUGGGCGAAUGAUUGUAUCAGCAAGUGAUGACAAGACGAUUAAGAUAUGGGACAGAACAAGCAAAGAAUCUGUUCAUACAUUUUAUGAUCCAGGAGGGUGAGUAACUUCUUCCAGAUAAAUUCAAUUUGUAUCGGUAAUGACAUGAUUUCAAGUGAAAUUUGGUGUUAGUAAGCACAGGUAAAUAAUUUAAAGACAAAAAAUUGCACGAGCUUGUAGGGCAGAUGCAAUUUGUAUGUCUUUGAAAAAUUUACAAGUGUUUAUAAUACCAAAUUGCAAGAGAUAUCAUGUUAUUACUUGUUAAAUGUACAUGAAAAAAAAACAGAAAGUCAAGACAAUCAACAUUUGAAAGAAUGUGCACACUAUUUGUAAUUUGCACCUGUGUUUCAACUUUGCAUUUGUGUUACAUGAGAAUACAUUCAUUUUGAGCUACUUAGAAGUGCAUAAUUUUUUCAUGUAAUACUUUGCAUAAAAUUUACUGAAAUUGUGUAUUUUUUAGAGCAAUGGAAGGUUAGGUAAGGGGACAUUUCCAUCAAGGAGAUGAUCUCAAUUCUAGAGAAGUAAAAUAAAAGGGAGGGACAAGGGAAAAGGGCUGUCAAAUUAUAUUUGUUAAACUUUAUGAGUACUGUCCGAUUGCUAUCACAGGGGACACUUGCACAAAGAUGCACAGUCCCACUAGCAAUGAAUUACAUUUGAAUUACAAAUGUCAUCUUUGUUUACCUUGUACGUGAGCCCUGAUUUUUCGAAAUGAAAUCAGUUGGGACCUUCUAGUUGUUUCCAGUAACAUGAUUGGUUAAUUUUCAUAUUUUGAACAACCUCAAAAAAAGUCAUGGCUUUUUGCAGAAUAUCACCUGAACCUUAGAUGAAUGGAAUUUGAGAUUGUUGGAAAUUGUGCAACAGCAUUAAGUCAAAGAAUUUAGGAGUUAUAUUUAGUUUUAACAAAUUAGCUUUCACAAGUUAUUUCCUCUUUCUUACCUAACCUAUCUUUUCUUUUAGAUAUGUAAACUCAGUAGAAUUUCACCCAAAUGGCACUUGCAUAGCAGCAGGUGGAACAGACAGUACUGUUAAGGUGUGGGACAUAAGGAUGAACAAGUUACUUCAGCAUUAUCAAGGUAUACAAAAACAUUCAAAAGGAUGUUUUCAAUGCGCUUAUAACUCUCAAAAAGGAUCCGGACAGGCUCGUAUUAUCUGCUGACAAGGGUAAUUGUGUUGUGGUUAUGGACAAACAGCAAUAUCACGACAAAGCUUUGUCUCUGCUCAAUGACAAGAGUACGUAUGCUGUCUUAAACUCUGACCCUACCAGUAAAACUCAAAGAAAGUUAAACAAAAUGUUGCUUGAUUUGAAAAAAGCUGGCAGAAUUAGUGACUCUACGUACAAAAUGUUAUACAGUAGUGACGGCUUAUGUCCACGUUUUUAUGGCUUACCUAAAAUUCAUAAACCGGGAAUUCCUUUGAGACCCAUUGUCUCUUUUGUUAAUUCUCCGACUUAUGCAAUUUCUGGUUAUCUUGCGAGAAUUUUGUCGCCUGUUGUUGGGAAUACUGAUUACACUGUCAAAAAUUCCUGCGAAUUUACGGAUUUCAUAAGAGAUAAAACUCUUGACGCUUGUGAAGAAUUAGUAUCCUUCGACGUUGUUUCGCUCUUCACUAAAAUCCCAGUUGAUCUUGCCGUUAAGGUUGCGGAGGCAAGACUCAGAGAAGAUGCUUCCCUAGGACAAAGAACUCCUUUGCCUGUGGAGGAUAUUAUUCAUUUGCUGUCUUUUUGCCUCAAAACCACGCAAUUUACAUAUAACGGCACAUACUAUCAACAAAUUUUUGGUACAGCUAUGGGUUCGCCUGUUUCUGCUGUCAUUGCUAACAUGGUAAUGGAAGACGUGGAACAAAGGGCCUUAGCCACCUCACCGGUUAAACCCUUUUUCUGGAAACGAUACGUCGAUGAUGUUAUUUCUGCGGUAUCCGGAAAUGAAGCGGAGCGCCUCUUGUCGCAUUUGAAUUCAGUAGAGCCGUCGAUCCAAUUCACCCUUGAACGUGAAAAGGAUAGACAUUUGCCCUUUCUUGAUUUAAAUGUGUUUAGAGGGGUUCAGGGUAAUUUAGAGACAAGUGUCUACCGUAAACCCACUCACACCGACAAAUACCUCGCUUUCGAUUCUCACCAUCCUAUUUGCCAUAAAAAGUCCGUAGCCAAAACUUUACUUAGGAGGGCUGAUUGUCUACCAUCAUCACUCGAUUCGAAGGCUGAGGAGAGGAAAUAUGUUUCCGGUGUCCUUAAGGCAAAUGGCUAUACAAAAACUUUUCUCCGUAACUGCCAAAAACCAGUUACAAAUAGUAACGCUCUUGAUGAAAGGGAACCAGCGACUGGUUUUGCUGUUAUUCCUUACAUACAGGGUGUUACUCAGGGUUCGUACGGGUCAUGGAAAACCUGGAAAGUCAUGGAAUUUCGAAAAAAAAAUUCCAGGCCUGGAAAGUCAUGGAAUUUCGAUCAGAGUCAUGGAAAGUCAUGGAAAAUUGUUAUAAUUUGACAUUUUGCAAAAACCGAGAUGAAAAUAAAGAAAAUUCCUUGCUUUCACAAGUUUUUGUUUAAUAAACUAUUCCUUGUUUACGUGUUUGCAACGACAAACGCGCAUUUUUCCCCCGAUACCGUGUGAUACGUUUUUGCUGAGACCUGGGGCCGAGUCCCAGCAUCGCCAUGCGACCAGGCCUGCCACGAGGUAAAGAUGAGCUUGAGCGAUCAUUCAAGCAGAUUUAAUAUAUAAUGCCUGGAAAAUGCAAAUUCCAAGAUGCUUGGCUGAGUAACCCGCAGUAUAAUAAGUGGAUAGAACGCGGGAGUUCUUCGUCAGAGGCAAAAUGUAAAGCAUGCAAAAAGACAUUCGCUGUUCAAAAUAUGGGAGAAGCAGCAGUGAAAAGCCACAUGAAAUCGAAGAAGCACGUCGAUGCUGUUAAAGGUACGUUUGUGUGUUCAAAUUUGAAUUUACUAGAAUUUAAAGUUUGCAUCAAGACAAGAAAAUGCAUGUUUGCGUUAGAUAUUUGUCUCGAUAUUUGUACCAACUCGUGAUUCAUUUAGGAUGCAGCCUGUAUUGGGUAUAACAUAGAUUUAAGUGCUGUGGUGUAAUAAGAAUCGGCAAAAUAAUCAAACAGAACAAAAGAAUUUGUCAUCUAAAGCGACAGAAUAUAAAUAAAUGUCUUUUUAAUUUCGGGAUGACAAAGAUAAUGCAUGGAUUGUACCGAUGUUUAGGCAAGAGUGUUCUUUUGAGUUUUUGAGAGGCUGCAGGGGGGGGGGGGGGUUGGGGGCCGGUGGGACUAAACUCGGAGGUAUAUUAAAUUUCAGAUAUAAAGUUAAUGUAUUAUGAGGGACUAGCAAAACGGCCAUUUCAUAUUUUUUUAUUUAGCGCAUCUUUAUUUAUUAAUACAAAAUUUAUACAAUAGUUAAUACUAUGCGAUACAACACUAAUACACUAAAAGUGAGUUUUUAUUUUUCCUUGACAUUUGUGGCUCAGCAUUGGGAUUAAUUAUGGCUUCAGCCCCCCCUCCUUCAGUUCUGUUGUGGCGCCUGUAAAAUAUGGUUUAUUUUUAUAAGUGGAUUGCAAUUUCGAUGAGGCUAUUGUGAAAUUUUGAGAUUCCAGGAUUUCUGUGACAGUAAAUUCAUUUAAUUAGGGCUCAUUUUUGACGAUAUUCAUAAACAAACAUUUUUUAAUUUGAUUUUAGACGAGAGUAGCAAUGCCAGCCUCAGAAACUUUUUACCUGCUGUUGGAAGCCAGCGUGGUUCACAUGAAGUAGGACGCUCUGAACAGCCAUGUUCUUCCGGUGCCGGUGAUAUAAGAAAUUAUGUGGCUUCAAAUGAGACACUUGCUGCAGAAGUUUUGUGGGCACUGAAAGUAAUCUUGUCUCACUAUAGUUACAAGAGCUGUGAGGACAUUCCAGAACUAUUUAAACGUAUGUUUCGGACAGCCAGAUAGCCAGCAAGUUUUCCUGUGGCGAGAAAAAUGUGCUUACUUAGCUUGUUUUGGCAUAGCACCCUAUUUCCAACGUAAGCUUACGGAUGAAGUCACAAAACUUGAAUUGUUUGUUUUACUUUUUGAUGAAUCGCACAAUAAAGUUACCCAAACCAAGCAGAUGGAUCUGCAUGUUAGGUUUUGGGAUGCAAAAAAGAACUCCAGAGUGCAGACAAGGUACCUAACCUCUGUAUUUCUGGGACAUGCUACAGCCGACGACCUUUUGGAAAAGAUCGUUAGCUACCUUGAUAGUAUCAAGAUUCAGAAGUCCAACAUAUUGCAGUUGUCAAUGGACGGGCCUAACGUGAAUUGGAAACUGCAUGAGCUAUUCCAGGAACUGAUCUCUGAGGUUGACGAAAACGCACCCAUCUUAGUUAACGUAGGCUCUUGUGGACUUCACAUUGUACACAAUGCUUUCAAAGCUGGAUCAAAGGCAUCUACUUGGAGCAUUCAGGAAGUUCUGUCUUCUCUUCAUUGGUUAUUUGUGGAUUCACCAGCACGAAGAGAGGAUUACACAGAAAUAACCAGCAGUGUUGUAUUUCCAAUUAAGUACUGCAAGCACAGAUGGCUGGAGAACCUGCCAGUUGUAGUACGGGCCCAGGAAAUAUGGAAAGAAGUCACUUUCUAUGUGACAACGGUGCAACGUAGCAGCAAAUAUAGUGUGCCAACUUCAAAGUCCUACAAGACGAUAAGAGAUUCAACCCAAGAUCCACUAAUGCCUCUCAAAUUUGCUGCUUUUGAGUCAGUGGCUAAACAGCUGCAACCAUUUCUGGUACAGUUCCAAAGCGACAGCCCUCUUCUACCAUUUGUGGCCAGCAGUCUAGAGAAGGUGAUUCGUGGUCUCAUGAAAAGGUUCGUCAAAGCUGAUGUACUCCAGGGUGCCAGCUCUGCAGUAAAGCUUCUGAAGAUUGACUUCAAGAAGAGGGAGAAUUGCCUUGACGUGGAGAAGUUGGAUGUUGGUUUUGUUGCUGCCACGAAGCUGAAAGAAUUGCAAGCAGCCAAGAAAAUCAGUGAUCGUCAGACAUAUGAAUUUAGGAAGGAAUUCCAGUCGUUCCUUACAGCUACAGUUGGAAAACUUAUUGAGAAGACCCCAAUUGCCUAUUCCUUGCCAGGAACCUGUGCUGUUUGGAUCCGAUUCAUAUUGUGACAGAGAAAGAAGCAAGCUGUGCGAGGUUCAAGAUUGUCCUCAAGAAAUUGGUAGAAUGCAAGAGGGUUGAUAUUCAUGAUUGUGACAUUUUGUUGUCACAGUACAGUGAAUUUACGGAACGGGCUACACAGGUGCACAAGUCUGAGUUUGAAGACUUUGACUUUACAGAUCAGAGAUUGGAUGCAUUUCUCCAAAAACACAUUGGUCUUGUCGGUUCACUUUCCAAACUGUGGGACGUUGUGAAAUUCCUCUUGUGUCUCUCACAUGGGCAAGCAAGUGUAGAAAGGGGAUUUUCCGUUAACCGACAGCUAAUGAUUGAGAAUAUGAAGGAGACCACUUUCGUUGCCCAACGCACCAUUCAUGACCACAUAUUGAGUAUUGAUGGAUUUCAUAAAUUGGUCAUUUCGAACGAGCUUCUUACCUCUGCUAAAGCAGGAAGACAGCGGUAUCACGCCCAUCUUGAAGAGCAGCGACAGCUUGCGAAAAAUGUUGCCAAAAGCCACAAACGAAAAUCUGUGGAUGAAGCAAAAGCUGAUUUCCAGAAGAAAAAGAAGAGACUUGAAACAGAGAUCACCACCUUACAGUUUGAUGCUGACAAAUUAGCUAAAGAGGCUGAGGUGAAGAGGCAGCUCGUCUUGUUAACCGAAUCAAAUGCACUCAGAAAUGCAGCAAAGGAGAAGAAGAUAGAACUAGAAAACUUAAACAAGGAAUUGGAAGAGUGUGAUAAAUAAGUCCGAGUGACAACCUGUCCAAAAGUACUGCUUUCUUGAAGUUAUUUACCAGAAUUGCAAGCAUUUAACCAUUGAACAAAUAGAUUUGUUCAUACAAGGAUGCACUCAUAUAUUUUUCUAUAUUGUAGAUGAAAACUGAAACCUCAUACUGCAAUUGUGAACACUGAAACAAUGACUGUAUUGUAAGGAAAUUAAGAUUUUAUAGUUCUGGGCUGUACAGGUUUUGUUAGGAAAUUAAGUCUGGAUUAUACAGUUUUUGUUACGAAAUUUUAAAAGAUAUAGUUCUGGAUUGUACAGAUUUUGUUAGGAAAUUAAGUCUGCAUUGUAUAGAUUUUGUUAGGAAAUUUUAAUAGAUAUAGUUCUGGACUGUACAGUUUUAUAAGGAAAUUUUAAAAGAUAUAGUUCUGGACUGUAAAGUUUAUCUUAGGAAAUUUAAAAGAUAUAGUUCUGGACUGUAAAGUUUAGUAAAAAAGUAUCUGUUUACGUCGUGUUGUUGCACUUGUGUCAUUUUGUUGCACGGAAAUAAAGAUUCCGUGUUAUACGUAUGAAUUUAACUGGUCUUAGCAUCUUCUUCUUUUCUACAAUUUGGUUAACAUGCAAGGAAAAAACGAAUUGAUGGUACUGUAAGUAUAUAUUGAGAAAAAUAAUUUGAAAUGGGUCAUGGAAAAUCGGAAAAGGUCAUGGAAAAAGUCAUGGAAAGUCAUGGAAUGUCAGAAAGUCAAAAGCGUACGAACCAUGUUACUGAACCCAUCAAGAGAAUUUUGAAUAGCCACAACGUUAAAGUUGCUCAAAAACCUUUUCAGACUUUGGGGCAUAUUUUCGCCAAACCUAAGGAUCCUGUCACGAAAGAACAACGAACCGACGCCAUUUAUUCUAUUCCUUGCAAUGACUGAUAACGAAUACAUCGGACAGACCAAACGCCAGUUUGGUACACGGUUAAAAGAGCACCAAAAAGCGGUUUUUCUUUGCAAAAAGGAAAAUUCAGCUUUAUCGGAGCAUACUUGCCUAACCAACCAUACAAUUGGGUGGGAUAAUUCUAGAAUUAUCACCACUAAUCGGCGUUACCACCAGCGCCUUUGUUUGGAGGCUUGGCACAUUAACUCCGCCCACGUUCCUUUAAAUCGUGACGAUGGCGGUCUGCUUCCUGACGCUUAUUUACACCUCGUCAGAAAAAAGGCCGCUAAUUAGUGAUCAUAUAAAAGGACCUCUUGUUGCAGCGUUUAGAUCACCCCUGAUGAAGGCACUAGACAGGAGUGUCGAAACGUUGGGUCUAUGAAUUGUAACUUCUUCGGUUACAUUCAUUAAAUCUGCAAACCAGUGUAGCUUCAAACUAUGUCUGUAUACAAAUUGAUUUGCAGAUGCAAAGAUUGUUUGAACCAGCUUUUAUGGUUAGAGUUUUACAAUCAUCUUCGAUGUUCUUUAAUAGAACUAUUGUUUUCAAUUUGUAGCACAUACAAAUGCUGUGAAUGCUGUUUCAUUUCAUCCAUCUGGAAAUUAUCUUGUAUCAGCUUCAAGUGAUACAACACUUAAGGUCAGUGUCGUCUUUGGAGACUCAGGAGCAAAUAAUAAUAUUAAAUAAUUAUGAUAAAUGAUGGAAAUUUUGCGACAGACAUUCCUGCAGUGGCUCUUUAAGUGUACACUGUUUCCAGAUUGAAUUAGAUUGUGGAAUGUUGGAUUUAGUACAGGGAGAAGAACCCUCUGAGAAAGGGUAAGAACCAAUAACAAACUCAACCCACAUGUGACACCCACUCUAGGAAUUAAACCUGGGGCAAAGGUGGAGGGAGGUGAGCACUCUCUUCCUCGUUCUUUGUUUACACUUUUGUAUCUAUUAGAAACCACCUUCUCAUCUUCCUGUCACUUGCUUAUUUGCUCUAUAUAAUCACAGUUUGCGAUAUAAAUUUUAUGUUUGAUACAGUGUGAAAUUUAAUGAGGCUGAGCCUGCAUCCAUUACUUUUGGGCUACAGCACACCCAUUUUACUGAUCCCUCUCCCCUUUCCCUUUGACUUGUGCAUUAAAAGUGCACUUUUGAAAUUUGAAAAAGUGUGUAACCAAAAAUACUAUAUUUUCUCCAGAUAUUAGAUUUGAUGGAAGGAAGACUGUUUUACACACUCCAUGGACAUCAGGUUUGUACAAGGUGUAGCAGAAGUUAGUUUGUUAUUAUUUUUCAUUUCAUUUUUAUUUUAAAAAAAUGAUAUUAAGUUACAAUAUUUAUGUCAAAUUUUCAAUACAUUAUCAUCAUGGCUAAAUAUAUUAAAAUUGUAGUCUUAAAUGGGAUAAAGUUAAUUCUUCUCAAAUAGGAUUUCUCCGACCUAUGAAUCCCAUACUUACACAGUAAAUGAUUUUUUCAGUGUUUAUACAGCCUCAUCUAAUCAUGAGGGAGGUUGAAUGAAUGGAAGACAGUUAUCUAGAGAGUUUGCAAAACUUUUGAGAAUUCUGCCUUCUUCAUAUGAGACUAUGUAAACACAAGGAAAAUAAUCUCUUAAAACUGGUGUACAAAUCUAAAACAUUAUUCUCAUCUAAUUACCAAUGGAGCAAUGAGAGCAUGUCUAGUGUUGCAGUUGCUUUAUAAAUUAAUAUCAUAAAUCAAGUUAAGUUUAUUUAGGUUUACAUAAAUAAUUAAGUUUAUAUAAAAAGCAUUUAGAAAUGUUUUAACAUAUCUUGCUUUUUUCCCCAUAUUUAAGGGACCAGCAACAUGUGUAAUUUUCUCACAAAAUGGUGAAUAUUUUGCAUCAGGAAGUUCAGAUGAGCAGGUAAAAUGCAAAUUAUUGUAGUUUUUCUCAGCUGAAAGAAAGUGUACCUGUUCUUAUUUUAACAGUUGAUCUUGUAAUAAAAAUUGAGUUCUUAGGUACUAAGUGUUCAUGUUUUUCAGGUAAUGGUGUGGAAGACAAACUUUGAUAAAGUUGAUUAUGAUGAAGGUAACUUGUUUCAAUUUAUAAUUAUGAAAGAUGUUUUUAUAUGAGCUACAUGUAUGAGAUGGCUCUUUUCAAACUGCAGUAUAUGAGUGCUCCACCAAGAUGAAAUCAGAAACGUCCUGAGGAGGUUUUGAGAUGAAGUUUCCAUGGCAACUAACAAGGGUCCCCAGACAAGUGAUUGGGAUUCCUAGGAAGUUUUCUGACAAUGGCAUUUAACCCUUUCACUCCCAAGAUCUGCUAGUUAAUUCUCCCCUCUAACUUCUACACAUUUCCCUGUAAAUUAGUGAUGAGAAUUCUUUGUUAGAUCAAGAUAGCAACACCUGAUAAGUUUGAUUACUCUCAUUACAUGUUUGCUGGAUUAUACAUGGAUAUUUUAAGGGAGAAGUCACAUGUUGAUCACUUCUGGGAGUUAAAGGGUUAACAUUUCAUGUCAAUUCUCAGGAGCUAAUCAGACGUUUUUGUCUUCAAGUUUGUUUUUGUUUGUUUGUUUUUGUUUGUUUGUUUUUGUUUGUUUGUUUUUAAUUUUUUAGCUGCUUUAGCCUCCUACAUGUGACUGGUAGGGUGUUCAAUAGCUUUUUCUGUUGCUUUCAGUGCUACGUUCCCACAGAAAAAGAGCAGCAUCUCCAUCUGUACCCACACCACAUACUCAUGAUCCCCCUCCAAGGAUUCCAUCCAAGGAAGCUGCACCAGAGGUAAGUCUGGACAAGCUGUGAAUUCAUCAUAAAGGAAAUUUUAAGAACAAAUAAGAAGGUUAAGUAUGAGAUUGUGGCUUAACCUGUUCUCUUAAGAGUGAUUAGCAUCUAAUUUCUCCUUUCAAUAUCACCCCUGAAUCAAACAUUAAGGUCAUGAGAAAGUAGGAAAUGAUCACAAAAUAAAAAACCUUCUUGAUUGUUAGUCAAAUUCUCCUUUUCAGCACCUAAGGAAAUGUUUAGAGAGCAGUAGGGAGAAUAUGUAUACUAAUGUUAAGGAGUGAGGAGUAAAGGUCUUAAGAGCCCUGGGUUCAAUACCUGGACAAGACACUGUGUUGUGUUCUUGGGUGAGACACUUUACUUUCACAGCACCCCUCUCCACCCAGGAUUAUAAAUGGGUGUUACUGUCAAGGAAACCUGACGAAAUGCUGAGGAGGGGGGGAGGGGUGUAAAAUCAAAACCUAAGAAAUCUCAAAGACCAACCAGAUGAAAAGAAAAUAACACGUGCAGCUAAUGAGAACUGACAGUGAAAACAAACAAGGUGGUUGGAGUUUUGAGUCUGAUUGGUUCAGUAAGUGACACGAGUUUUCUUGACCGAUCACAGAGCACAGUGAAUUAAACCAAAGCAAUCUUGGAUUACCUUUGACACUUAAUUGAUAAUUGUUUGAAAAUGCUGAUUAUGUUAAAAAGGUUACUUCCCAACCUCAGAGGCCGAAAAAAUUGAUUUUUGUUUUAUUUGACUAAACUGAAUUCAAACAUUCAAACUAACGUUUCCAUUCAAAAAUUUUCAGAAAUCCUUAAAAGCAACCGAGUUAUUUAGAAAAACGUAUUUUCAAACAAAAGUUAAUAAAUCAGGAAGGUGUCGUAAUCUCGAACCUGGGCGAAUCCCUUGGGGGAAAUUUUCGCGGCAACCGCUCAUGUUGAGGCUCGAUGAUAUUUCCAUAUUUUGUUUACAUCGGUUUUAGGAGGCGAGGUAAUCUAGCGUGACGCGAGUUGUUUGCAAACCUUUAUGAACUAAAAUCUCGCAUUUGAAUUUGGGAGGAAUGCAACCACUUUGAGCGAAUUUAUAGGGUCUAUAGAUUUGACCGAUUUUCGUCAAAUUUCGCCAAACCAUUCUAGGAAUAAUGACAAACGAAAAUGUGUCGGGAAAUUUUAGUAUUUGAAAUAUUUGUUCCAUGGCGUCCAUUUACGCAACACGCCUGGCAUAGUUUUAGCUACUUCAACUUUAGAUACCGAUAUCUAGACAACCAAUCAGAAUAUCGAAAAAGUCUGACACCCUUAUGUUGAUUAAUGCCUUGUGAAUGAGACUGUGCAGCUAUUUUGCUUGUGCUGCGGCAUCCAGUACCAGAUGAAUUCCAUAGAAGAACCUUCGGUCGUUUCACGUGUUACCGGCUUCUGGCACUUCUUUAAAAGAAAAGUCACUUAAAUUAUAUUUUUAUCGUAUACUGCAGUCAUAAAAGCUUUCUUCUGAUGUAUAGUUUGCUAAGAUUUUAGUGAAACUAGCGCGCGUAGGACUUUUUUCCCGAAAGACACCCGCGAAGGUGGGAAAUACCUGAAUUGAUUUGUUUCAUUUUACAGGUCAGAGCUGGAGCAGAGCCCAGGAAUCUCGCUGUUGGUGACCCAGAAGUGGUUGAAGUGGGGCCCGCCAUGUUUUCAAUUCCUCAGGUACCCUUUUAACACUUUUUCCUCUGGAGCCCACAUCGAUAAAUAACGAUCACUCCCUUAGUUAGAUUUUUCAAUGAUUUUCCCUUUCCCAAACUGAAUCUCCCUGAAUGCGCUGCUUCCAUUACUUUCCGUUUAAGAAGGUAAAAAUAUAGCGUCUACCUUUCAAUUAGCCUUCCUAAGUUUGUGAGAGGAGGAUAUAGUAAGGGGAAGAAAUUGCGCAUGAGUGGUUUGUGUCACACGGAAACGGCGCAAGCUGCAAGGAAAAAGCGAACAGUAGAUAAAUUUUCUUGUUUUUUUGUACUAAAAUCUCUUUUUGGAUGAAGUAGGCCAUUAGGAUUUUAUUUUGACUUUGCCAGAUUGCAUUAGUUGAAAGCUAAGAUGUGAUGUUCACGAGAUCCCCUUCCGCCUGACGUGGUUCAGUUUAAGAGCAAAGUUAAUCAAGAUGUUUUCUUGCAAAUUUUCAUUGUUCAGAGACAGAGCAAAUUAGAUGAAGUAACAGGGAGGACUGGGGAGGCUGAUGGUUUGGGAGGCAUUCCAGCUACACAGCCUCCCCUCACCACACCCCUAGAAAGAAGAGAUAUUCCUCCACAACUGAGUAUGACACUGGAGCACAUUGUGGGACAGCUGGAUGUGCUAACACAGGUUGGUCGUGGAAACAUAUCUGAACAGGGAAUUAUUUGUAGAAACCAAGAGCCUUGGGUGUGGGGUGGGGAUGCACAUCUGUUAAUGACCCCAUCACGCAUUGGGGAGUAUACCAAGGGUUGAAGGGGGACCAUGUCAGGGGAAAAGGAGCAAAAGGGUGUGGCCUGAUGAAAAGCUGACACAUAUCAAUUUCGAAUCAAUGUCCAUUUUAAAACAUCCUUCCUUAAACAAGACGAGAGACUUUGAAACGGGGGGCGUGGCUUUCAUAUUGUAGUCAAUUUUUGCUAUUUCCUUCUACUAGCCUUUCAGAAGCAUGGUCUCUUUUAUUCUGAAUCAGGAAUUUUUUGUGGGAAAGCACUACAAUCGUUCUCUCUCUAUCUCUUAAUCCUCCCCCUUAAAAUGGACUCCCUGAUUGCAAGAUCUACUCUACCCUUUCCCUUGAAAAAGGACUACCUGAUUGCAAGAUUGAGCUCAUUUCUACAACAGCGAUUGGCUGUCAAGUCCAUAACCGCCUUCGGGGAAAAGGUCACGAAUAGUCUCUUAUAAUUUUUUUUCUUGUACAGUUACGAGGCAAACUUUUGUGCAACGUGGAGAUGUAUUAGCUUUCGCUUGUACGCAAUGAUACUUGAUUUUUUAAAAACAUUUUUCAGUGUAGGGGAGAGAUUGUCAUAUUCAUUGAGCCACUUUUUCUUGCAGACGGUUUCAAUUUUGGAACAAAGGCUAACGAUGACUGAGAAUAAACUACGAGAAUGCCUGGAUAACCAACAGAAAAUCACUUUACAGAUCAGACCUAACGAGUAGCGCAAUACAGCAACAGAAUCUAGAGACCUAAUCAUUAGACAUGUUCAGAAUUAUUUUAUGACUAGUCUUUAUAUGAUAAUAUUGUAAACUAUGAAAGAAAUUUUCAAUUGAGUGUCGAAAGUAGGCAUGGAUAUAGUCAUGGACAUUGGUUUAACUUGACUUUAGUCUGUUGUUGGUUUAGAAAGCCUAUGCCGUCCUCUUGACCAAUCAGGUACGAGCCUAAACAAGAUCAAGUGUUGGAGUUGGGCCAUUUGUAUAUUUCCAGCGCUUCAGGCUCUUUGCUAGUUUUUUUUUUUUUUUUUAGUCAUCUCUGGCCUUUUGUUAUAUUCCCUUUGUUAGAGCAGUUUCCAACUGAGUAUCGAAAGUGAUGUUGUAUUGCUUUGGUUUUGCUUUACUUCGUUGUGUGAUUGGUCCAGAAAACUCGCGCCACAAUCUUAACCAAUCAAAUGUAAAACUAAAACCAAACACGACCUGAUAACUCGCGUUUUCCCGCGCUUUAAAGAAGUUGGCUGUUUCUACUCUGAGUUCUCAUUGGCUAAUAAUCAUGGUAACCUUUUUUCUGAUUGGAAGUUGUGAUUACCUUGAUUUUGGUUUUUCGAUACUGAAUUGAAAAGUGCUCGAUGAUUGGCAGUUAUGAUCACUUUGGAUUGGGUUGUAGGACACUCAGUUGAAAUGUGCUUUUUGACAAUACAGUGUUUUAUAUCUGUGUGUAAAUAUCAUAUAAAGUUACUAAGGCAAUGUCAGAACUGCAAGCAGGUAAAUAAACUAUUUAUACCUACCUUUGCUGUAUGUUUGGAAUGAGAACUUGAUUUACAUUUAGUCGGAGGUUGAAGUGGC
Messenger RNA from Pocillopora meandrina, 16501 nucleotides. The record is from the annotation of a GenBank genome assembly. Lineage: Eukaryota; Metazoa; Cnidaria; Anthozoa; Scleractinia; Pocilloporidae.